Apodemus sylvaticus (European woodmouse) is the source of this 726-nucleotide messenger RNA. RefSeq names its product helt bHLH transcription factor (gene Helt). The record is from RefSeq and is a predicted model, not a curated record. The transcript is spliced from 4 exons. Gene Ontology annotation, cellular component: nucleus. Lineage: Eukaryota; Metazoa; Chordata; Mammalia; Rodentia; Muridae. Gene Ontology annotation, molecular function: protein dimerization activity; DNA-binding transcription factor activity, RNA polymerase II-specific; RNA polymerase II cis-regulatory region sequence-specific DNA binding. Gene Ontology annotation, biological process: anterior/posterior pattern specification; regulation of neurogenesis; regulation of transcription by RNA polymerase II. Bases 1 to 726 code for a protein of 241 amino acids.
AUGUCUGACAGGCUCAAGGAACGCAAAAGAACCCCGGUUUCUCAUAAAGUGAUAGAAAAGAGAAGGAGGGACCGAAUUAACCGCUGCUUGAACGAGUUGGGCAAGACAGUCCCCAUGGCCCUGGCGAAACAGAGUUCUGGGAAACUGGAGAAGGCGGAGAUCCUGGAGAUGACAGUUCAGUACCUCAGAGCUCUGCAUUCCGCGGAUUUUCCCCGGGGAAGGGAAAAAGCAGAGCUUUUAGCAGAGUUUGCCAACUACUUCCACUACGGUUACCACGAGUGCAUGAAGAACCUGGUGCACUACCUCACCACUGUGGAGCGGAUGGAGACCAAAGAUACCAAGUACGCGCGCAUCCUCGCCUUCUUGCAAUCCAAAGCCUGCCUGGGUGCCGAGCCCCCCUUCCCGCCGCUCUCCCUCCCCGAGCCAGAUUUCUCCUAUCAGUUGCAUCCAGCCGGCCCAGAGUUCCCGGGCCACAGCCCGGGCGACGCCACCGUGUUCCCGCAGGGGGCUAGCCCAGGGUCAUUCCCUUGGCCUCCUGGAGCGGCCCGCAGCCCAGCACUGCCUUACUUGUCUAGCGCGACCGUACCUCUCCCCAGCCCGGCCCAGCAGCACAGCCCCUUCCUGGCGCAGAUGCAGGGCCUGGACCGGCAUUACCUCAAUCUGAUCAGCCAUGGCCACCCCAACGCCCUCAACCUGCACACUCCCCAGCACCCUCCGGUGCUCUGA